Messenger RNA from Nicotiana attenuata, 843 nucleotides. RefSeq lists its product as uncharacterized. The transcript is spliced from 4 exons. The coding region runs from base 1 to 843 and encodes 280 amino acids. Lineage: Eukaryota; Viridiplantae; Streptophyta; Magnoliopsida; Solanales; Solanaceae. The record is from RefSeq and is a predicted model, not a curated record.
AUGGUCGAUGUGGUUCAUUCCAAAGUCGAAGAAAUAUCCAAGGGGAGUUCAAACAUAGUCCCCGAGCCAUCUAGCAGUGAAAAGUCACCUCGCCUAGGAGGUCAUGUGGGGGGCGAGGCUGAGGGGACCGAUCUCGAACCCCUUCAAAUAAAAGAGAAUACCCUGAGUGGAUCACUUAGGGCUGUGGUGCUCCACAAAAGGGCAUUUUCCAAGUCUCGAGCUGAUCUUGCUCGAUGUGAGGUUGAGCUUAAGAAGAUCUCGGAAGAGAUGGAUAGUCUUAAAACCCUCUAUGUCAAGAAAGAGGAGGAAAUCAACGAUCUUCGAGCCGAAUUGGCAAAGGCUUGUCAACAACGAACCGAGCUUAUCGUAAAGUUUCAACGAAAGGGUGAGCUGGCGAAGCAGCUUCGAGAGGAGCUCAAGAUGGAGGAGGCUGAAACCCUAGGCCGGAGGCAAAGCAUGGACAAUCUUGCUUCUGAGAAAGAAACCCUCCGAGAGCAGCUGUCUUCACUCGAACGUCAGUUACGAAGCGUGAAGGAGGAGGGCCUGGCUCGAGGCCGUGAAAUCGAGAAGCUCAAGGUUAAAUUUGCUGCUGAGCUGGCUAAGGCCAAAUCUGAUGUUGAGGAAAUUAUGUCCUCAUAUCGAGCUGACGCCGAAGCAGCUAAUGCCCGGGCCAAGGAGAUCUCCACUGCAACCGAAGCGAAGACCUUGGAAGAGGAGGCUGCUGCUCUGCUUUCUGAUGAGGAUGAUUCAGCCAGUGGCUCCGAGAGUGGAGGAGACGAAGAUGAAGUCCCCGAGGGUGUGGCUCUCGAAGAUGCGGCUCCUGAAGAUAUGACCCCGAAGUAG